Cavenderia fasciculata is the source of this 735-nucleotide messenger RNA. RefSeq lists its product as uncharacterized. NCBI's taxonomy places the organism in Eukaryota, Evosea, Eumycetozoa, Acytosteliales, Cavenderiaceae. The transcript is spliced from 2 exons. Bases 1 to 735 code for a protein of 244 amino acids. The record is from RefSeq and is a predicted model, not a curated record.
AUGAAUUAUUUAAAGACUUUUGUGUCAAUUCAAAAACUGUCAACCAAGUCUCUAGGUGCUGGAUCAUCAACAUGGUUCUAUUCUACUGCUACUGCUACUGCUACAACUGCCACCACCAAGAAGAGUCAAGCCAAGCCAAAAUUGACAGUUGAAGAAGCCAAAGUAAAAGCUCAAGCUAAAGAGGAAAAGAAGCAAUUAAAGGCCGACAAACAACUAGAAAGAGCUGUUGCCAAGGUAGAGAGAGCAAACAAGCCAAAGAGUUUUGUCAAUGCAUGGUCAAUCUAUGUCAAAACCAACUUUGCCAACUCUCAUGGAGUUGUCACUAAAGAAAAGAUGAAACCACUUUCCGAAUCAUUUAAACUUUUGGACCAAUCCUCUAAAAAUAAAUAUGUUGAUGCGGCAGCACAACACAACAAAAAGAUUGCAGAAGAGAACCAAACUAAAUUGGUCAAACCAAAGAAACCAUUGACUCCAUACAUCCAAUUCUUUAUCACACAAAAGUCACAAUUUAAACAAGGUACCGAUAGAACCAAUUUCGCUGACAUUACCAAAAAUGUUGCCACACAAUGGAAUGCUCUUACUCCCGAACAAAAACAACCAUAUGAACAAUUGUCCCAAAAAGAUAAUACCAGAUAUGAAAAUGAAUUAUCACACUACCAAUCCAAAUUCAAUGCCGCUGUCCAACAAUUAUUGAAUGCCACCAACAACAAGACCCAAAAGCCAAAAAAGAAUUAA